AUGUCGGGAGCAACCAGCGACCACCUGCACAGAUCAACUCUAUCUGUGUAUUUGAGCCUGAUGGAGCAGUUCAACCCAGGCCUUCAGCAGCUCGUGGCUCUAGGAAACAGCUACGUCAAGGCUUUCCAAGCCCUUGCUGUUUGCAGUGAGGCCUACUUUGGCGCUGUUACUAAGAUGGGUGAACAAGCACUUCACACACUUUCAUCUCGCUCUCUUGGGGAUGUGUUGAUCCAGAUAUCUGAGACCCAGAGGAGACUCACCGCAGAGAUGGAGGGAGUGUUUCGAUGGUUCCAGAUAGAGGUGUUGCAGGCCAUGGAGAAGAACGUCAAGUUGGACGAGGAAUACAUUGAUGGCAGCCGCAGAGUAUACGAGAUGGAGGUGAGGAACCAGGCAGAGGUCUUGGAGAAACAACUCAGACGGGGAGCCUACAGAGACUCACUGGAGAACAGUGAGUACAUGCAGUAUUUGCGUCAGAGCCAGCAGGAGAUCCUCAAGGAGGAGGAGAGGAGAUACCGUUUCCUGGCAGAGAAACACUGUGGACUCACUCAGUCGCUGCUCUUCCUCAUCAACAAGACAGGAAGUUCUCUCCAGCAAAGGGCAGACGGGUGGAAGGAGAAAGUAAACGAAACCAGAGGAUCCCGACCUCGAACACCCACCCAUCCGGAACAAGAGGCCCAGCUGCGAGGUUCUGUGAGCUCCCUUUUGCAGACAGUGGCCAGAGAUGAGGACAUGUCCUGGGCCAGGAGGGAACAGCAGGCCCUGGGCAGAGUGCCCUCCAGAGCGCCGUCUCCCCUCCCCAGCCGCUCUCGCUCCAGCUCAGUAGGGGAGUCUCUUGGCCUGGGAGGGGGGAGGACCAUGAGGGCCCUGGUGUCCCACCCAUCCUCCUCCAACCCCAAGCUGCUGCCCUUCACCAGGGGGGAGACCAUCACCGUACUGGUCCAGGAGCCACGCAACGGCUGGCUGUAUGGACGGACUGACAGCAGCCUGCGCCAGGGCUGGUUUCCUGCUGCUUAUGUGGCUUCCAUUGAGGAUUUCUCCAACGCUCUUGGGACAAGUGGUACCUCUCUAAGAAGCCACAGUAUGAACAACCUGCUGGACCCCACUGACACCUACAAUGACCGGUCGGAGAACAAAACCUACGGAGAUGUCCCGCCCCCGGCCACGCCCACCCGAAGGGCCUCUGUAGAUUUCCGGCCAGUCUCUCCUCUUCCAGAGAGAAGGCCAGAGCCGGUUCCUGAACUCCCUACUCCACCACCUCCCCCACCACCACCACCUCCUCCUCCUCCUCCUCCACCUCCUCAGAGCCUUCGGGGGGGAUCCACAGAUUUUCCACCAACCUCCCCCCUGCCUGAUAGGAAGGGGGAGUCCACCACCGAUGGCAAGACAUUAUCACCCCAUGGACCACCUGAAAACCCACUCUUUCCCAGAGGCACGAACCCGUUUGCCACCAUAAAACUGCGACCCACCACCACCAAUGACAGAUCCGCUCCCCGCAUUCACUGA
Lampris incognitus (smalleye Pacific opah) is the source of this 1503-nucleotide messenger RNA. It is a transcript of the gene baiap2l2b, whose product is annotated as BAR/IMD domain containing adaptor protein 2 like 2b. The record is from RefSeq and is a predicted model, not a curated record. Gene Ontology annotation, biological process: actin filament bundle assembly; plasma membrane organization; positive regulation of actin filament polymerization. The transcript is spliced from 14 exons. Gene Ontology annotation, molecular function: protein binding. Gene Ontology annotation, cellular component: nucleoplasm; cytosol. NCBI's taxonomy places the organism in Eukaryota, Metazoa, Chordata, Actinopteri, Lampriformes, Lampridae. The coding region runs from base 1 to 1503 and encodes 500 amino acids.